Messenger RNA from Penicillium vulpinum, 387 nucleotides. RefSeq lists its product as uncharacterized. The record is from RefSeq and is a predicted model, not a curated record. Lineage: Eukaryota; Fungi; Ascomycota; Eurotiomycetes; Eurotiales; Aspergillaceae. The coding region runs from base 1 to 387 and encodes 128 amino acids. The transcript has a single exon.
AUGUAUCACCCAGCAGCACCCCAAGACCAAAACAAUCCUCUUCAUCUUCCAAUCUACGAAUGCUGGUUCUGUGCAACACAGUGGAUUGGGUUUUCUGGCAUCCUCUUUCACCUUGAAGACGGUCGCUGCGUGAAGAAGGAUCGCAUCCGCACCCUCGCCUUCGAGUGUCCUGAGUAUGGGUUCUAUGGCAACCGUCUACGCGACGCGAAUCCAUUUUUCUGUUUCAAAUGUGGUGCUCAAUUUCCACAAAUUUCUCACCUCUUUCACCAUGUCGAGCAUACGCCUUCCUGCUCAUACUUGCUGAACAAUUCUGAGUGUCUCGGUGCUCUCCGUAACUUUUACAUUGAGUACUAUGAGUGCCCUGGCUCUGACUUUAUCCACUAUUAA